Messenger RNA from Diuraphis noxia (Russian wheat aphid), 1920 nucleotides. RefSeq lists its product as uncharacterized. The record is from RefSeq and is a predicted model, not a curated record. Gene Ontology annotation, biological process: negative regulation of BMP signaling pathway; negative regulation of Wnt signaling pathway. Lineage: Eukaryota; Metazoa; Arthropoda; Insecta; Hemiptera; Aphididae. Gene Ontology annotation, molecular function: BMP binding.
AUGCACUUCGUGUGUUUCAGCGUAAUUCAACUGUUGAUCGUAGUGGUUUCUGGUUUAGCUGUCGGUAACUGUGCCGGGGAGAGUAGGAAGAUAGACGAAGUGCAAUAUAAAAAUCACCGGACGGCGUCCGUCAGCAACGAAACGUUGAAGAAUCAUAAAGCGUAUCCGGUGUAUCCGGUGCAGGUAUAUGCCAACCUGUCGAACGUCAGGGAUUUUGAAUCGGUCAAUCUGAAUGCGGAACAGCAGCAGCCAUCGAGGACUACAGAAACGCCAACUGACGUGGUGCAAGUGUUCUUCAACUCGGCCACCGCGGGCAAGAGCAAGAAACCGCUGCAGAACGCUGCCGCUGRGACGACACCUAUUCCUGUUUCGACCGUUCCAGCUGCAGGUUCCGUUUACAGGACCGUAACGUCGUCUACAUACAUAGUGACCGCUGAGAACGUCGCCGUAUCCACCGACACCAAAGACUCGCCGCACCACAAGUCACCCGUUUAUUCGGUACCUCGGUCCGGGGCCGAAGUUCAGUACGCAACUUCGACGRUGGACUUCCGGGGAGCGCCGACGGUCACCGAAGAACAAUCGAGAAUUAAAACGAAAUUCAAUGGCACGAAAAUCAAGCGAAUCUUAAAGGCGCAAAACCAGGCAGCGCAGUCGUCGCUUCACUCCACUGUAGCCACCAUCACUGCCGCACAAACGCCACCCCAGUUCGCCAGUAGUAAUCAGCAAAAUUCGACCGGUUUCGUGGUCAACGCCAAGGCAAAUGCUACCGUGGUAGCAUCGUCGAAACCGUUUGCAACCGUGCUGGUACCCAAACACGUCUUGGACGGUGGAGUCCAGCAUCAGCAAGUGUUACGAGACUACGCGCAGCAAGAAGACUCGUUCCGGCCAAUUGUUCCGCCGACAUUCACGUCGUACAAAUCGUCAAACGCCGCCGUCGACACGAACAGCAUCGUCGAUAACAGACGAAGUUCGAUCAAGAGCAACCAACAACAGCUCCUGCAACAAAAAAUCUCUGCAGUGACGUCCGUCCCGAAAUUGAGCAAUUUCGGGUUCGUGAAACCACCCAUGUACAAGGUGCAAGAAUAUGUCCCGGGCGAAGUGAACCCGUCCGCCGUACUCAACCGCGGAUACAGUAACGAACAGGACAGGUCGGACCGCUCUUCCGUGAUUUCCCAAAAACGGGAUACCGGAAAUUCGUACAAGCGCGACCAUCAGUCACCACUGUCGUAUUACGAAAACGAGCAGAAGUACGAAGGUCUACUGAAAAGAGGAGAAUCGUUGAAAUACGGAGUCACUGAACCGGAGGUGGGACAGUUUGACAGUGGCAGUGGUCCGCAGCAAUAUCGCGAGUACUAUCAGGCCACCGAAUGGCCGGCCGCUGCGGUCAAUUAYGAGCAAUACGACGCGAGAUCGCCACCGCAGCAGUUCGAAUCGGUCCGAUUGCCAGGACCGGUGUCGGAAACAAUACCUAAAGAGUACUUCAACGGCCCAUUCUCAAGUUUUUCGCCUAUAAGUCCGCCUGCCAGUGUUUCGUCUCUGCAGAGCCCCUCAAAAACGGAAUCCAGUGACGUAGAGUUCGAAAUGGGUAACCUGAACGCCAAAGACGUACUGAAAUCGCUACUGCGUGACAUGCUUAAGUCUAAACAGCAAUCUGAGCUCAAGCCGAAAACGCCACCUUCUAUUGACGACAUCAUCGAAUCGUAUCUCACCAAUAACCAACAAAAGGCAGACGACAGUUUCAAAAUACAAACAGACAUGAACUGCAACUUGCGGUCCUCCAAGUACAUUACCGACGGACAGUGCGUGUCUACCAAACCUGUGGUUGAAGCCGUAUGUGCCGACCGCUGUCUUGUUUCGGCCAACUCGUUGAGUCAUAGACAUCGAUCUUCUAUGCUUGAUAACACGCAGGUAAACAUAUAG